UUUUUUUAAUUAGCUUGUUUUUUCUUCUUUCCUUGUUAAAUUCUAAGAAGCUAAGCUACUAAAAAGGUCUAGGUUAAUUAUAGUCUAAUAUAUAAACACCUACUAUUUACUAACGACAAUGAAUAAAAAACGACACACAAAACUCAGAAUACACUUGAAUAAUGAUGACAAGCAAAACAUCUUUGGUGAAAAAUGCUGAUAUGUCCGAGGAUUUGAAAGAAAAUAUCAUCCAUAUAUGUAUUGAAGCUGUUGAAAAGUUUUCAGUGGAAAAAGAUGUUGCUUCUUAUAUUAAAAAAGAAUGUGAUCGAUUAUAUAAACCAUCCUGGCAUUGUAUUGUUGGAAAAAACUUUGGAAGUUAUGUUACACACGAAGCAGGAUGUUUCAUCUAUCUAUUUAUCGAUAAGGUGGCUAUACAACUUUUUAAAUCUGGUUAAUUCAACAUUCAGCGAUACCAUUCAUAUGUAAAUUAAAACAAAACAGAAAGUGGAGACUAUUACAUAAAGAAGCAAAUGUGUAAUAAAAACUAUUCUGAUCCUUUAUAACUGUGAUUUGCUUUCAAUAAUCUUUUUAUAGAUAUCAACUAAAAAAUAAAAAAUUUACCAGUAAAUAA
Molecule: messenger RNA, 610 nt
Organism: Trichobilharzia szidati
Lineage: Eukaryota; Metazoa; Platyhelminthes; Trematoda; Strigeidida; Schistosomatidae
Source: the annotation of a GenBank genome assembly